AUGGCACCUGUAAAGAUCACCGAAACUCACAUGGAUUCACGAAAUCAAGGGCCACAAAAUGGUGGAAUUGACAAUGGUUUAGGCUCUUAUACUUACCCAGUAUAUAAGAAUUUGGAUCCAUCAACUCUCACAGAAGGAAAAGUGGUCAAAUUCAAUCUUGUUUUGACUGCAAAUGCACUUGAGACCGUCAACGUGCCUGUUUUAGCCUACAGAUCGAGAAAAGCCGGGCCUACAGUCGGUAUCACUUGUGCUAUUCAUGGAAACGAGAUCAAUGGAAUACCGGUAAUACAGAAACUGUUCGAGGACAUCAACAACAACAGUCUUGAGCUCCUCAGUGGGACUGUCAUAGGAGUCCCGGUUGUCAAUGUCCCGGGGUUUCUCGCAUCAAUUCGCCAGUUUGACGAUGAAUCAAAACAGGACUUAAAUAGACUUAUGCCUGGGAAGCAAACCGGAGCAGCGCCUGAACAAUACGCUCAUGCAAUAUUCAACAAGAUCGUCAGCAGUUUUGACUACGUUAUCGACCUUCAUACAGCAUCUGCCGGUCGGCAAAAUUCUCUCUAUGUUCGAGCUGACAUGAGUCAUCCUACUAUUGGAGGUUUGGCGCGCCUUAUGCAGCCCCAGGUUCUUGUUCAUAUAGCCACGAAAGGAUCAUUGCGAGGCUGUGCUCAAAGCCAGGGUAUUCAUGCCUUGACUGUCGAAAUUGGGAACCCUAGUGUUUUCCAACCUAACUUCAUCAAUGCAACUUAUGCAGGUAUACGCCGUGUUAUUGCUUCGAUAGGCCUGACAUCAGAAUAUGAGCCAACUCCAUCUAUCAUCGAAUCUAUUCGCAAGAUAACUCCGGAAGGGACCGCGGUUUGUACGAGAAGUUUUUGGGUUUAUUCAAAACUAGGGGGAAUUCUCAAAGUGUUCAAAAAGCCUGCAGAGAGAGUCCACCCACGAGAGCUGAUCGGAGAAAUACAAACCAUAUUUGGAGAUCCUGUGGAAAAGAUAUAUGCUCCUGAUUUCGAGACGGUGGUAGUGGGCAUAGAAGCAAAUCCAGUGGCUAAAUCUGGAAAUCGGGUGGUAAGUGUAUCUUAA
Molecule: messenger RNA, 1077 nt
Organism: Talaromyces amestolkiae
Lineage: Eukaryota; Fungi; Ascomycota; Eurotiomycetes; Eurotiales; Trichocomaceae
Exons: 5
Coding region: 1-1077 (358 amino acids)
Molecular function (GO): hydrolase activity, acting on carbon-nitrogen (but not peptide) bonds, in linear amides; hydrolase activity, acting on ester bonds
Source: RefSeq, a predicted model, not a curated record